CUACUGGAAACUAUUUCACAAGCAAAAGCAACAAAUUACCAAUAAAUAACAGUGUGAAUAUAUAGAAAAAUAAAGGCCGAGAGAUAUAGCGAGAGCGAGAUACGAGCAUUAAAGCAGAGCAAAGUAAAAGCCGGUAGCUAGCGGCGGGAAUUUUCAAGUAUUUUGAAAUUCACAGUUGAAAAGUAGACCGUGUAAGAGUUGAACGCGCGUUAAACGUUAUUUCGAAAGUCAAUAGGCAAAAAGUAAAGUGUCAUAUUCGGAAAUUCGAAAUACACAUAAACAACAAACAUAGUGAAUUUUUUAGUGUGUGCAGACGUGAAAUUUGCGUAAAUUGGUGUUUGAGAAUUUUUCGAACUCAACUUCGAAUUUUCGAAAUUAACUUCGAACUCACUGCCGAAAGUUUUUUUGUGUUUGUGCUAACUAUAAAAAUAAUCAAAUUUAAAACAAAAAAAUUUCCACACAUUAUAGCAAUAAUUUAUACGUUGGUGUGUUUGUGUUUGAAUUUAAAUUCAAAUUCGUGUGCUCGCGUUAGUGUGUGUGCGCGUUUACGUGAAUGUGUGCGCUUUAAAGACAAAAAAAAAAAACAAACAAACAAAACAACAACAACCAACAAGCUAAUCAUGGUCGAUACCAACAGCACAGCCACGUUGACGACGACAACAAAAGCAACAACCGCAACCGUAGUGGCAGCGGCAGCUAAACCAAAGCAAUGUGUUGAUGUUGCUGUUGUAGCGGUGGUCGACAACGCACCAUUAUCAUGGCGUUCAAAUGGUAAUGGCCAACAGAAAAAACAAAAACAACAAGAAAAAGAAAUUACAAAAAAGAGCAAUAACUAUAAACAGAAGAAUACGAAUAUCAAUGACAACAACAACAACAACAACAACAACAACAACAACAACAACAACAACAACAACAACAAGUGCAAAGAAAAAAUUGCUGUUGAUAAGAAAAUAUGCAAUAUUAACGGUUGUGUUGAUGAGGAAAAGGAAAAUUGCUAUAAAGCAGCGCCGACAACAACAAGAACAACAACAACAGCCAAAACAUUAAUUUCCGCUACAAACGCUGGCAGCCACGAGAAAAGCAUCGGCAGUGAAUGCAAAGAAUAUAUAAGCGCUGAGAAUGCCGAUGCAAAGGAACAGCAACAACAAUUGCCAACAAAGGUGCUAACAAACGGAAAUAAUGACAACAACAGCAACAACAAGAAUGCCAAAACACGCAAUGCCAAACAAAAGCAGUCCACGGCGGCAAGCCAAAAGGGCCGCAACAACAAUAACAAUAAUAAUGCUAGCAGCAGCAACAACAACAACAACAACAACAACAAUGGAAAAAAUCAAAACAGCAAAAUCUUCACGAAUAGCAGUAAAAAGACGAAUUGGAAGCGUAGUGAGAAGCGUAACAGUAUCAUAUUCAGUACCAAUCAUCACUACAACAACUAUGGUGAUAACAAGAAUAAUAGCAACAACAAUAGCAAUAAUAAAGACAAUCACAAAUAUCGGCUCAACACCACAAAUAAUUCCAAUACACCAAGCAUUAUCACCGAUGACGAUGAUUCGUACCAUGACAUCACCGACACCGAAUCCAUACGCUCCAGCAACGACUGGCCAAGGAAAUACAAUCGGCAACAACAACAACAGCAACAAAAUCGUGAGAAAAACUCGAAAAAACCAAGUGCCAGUGAUUUGUUAACGGCCGCACUUAUGGUGCCGUGUGAAAAGUGCAAUAAAGUGAAAGUACCACAAGUGCAACAACAACAACAACAACAAUCACAACAAGGUGCCAACUCAACUGGGAGUGGUGGUGGCGGCGGCGGCGGCAGCCCACGGCAAUAUCGCAAAUCCAAAUCCUAUGUGAGUGUUUGCUCGAAAGAGACAUGUGGCGGCGGCGGUGGUGGUGGUGGUGCUAGCAGUAGUAGUGGACGCAAUUCGGCAGCAUCAUCGGUCGAGAAUUGGCGUAAUCCGCGCGGCGGUAAUAACGGCAAUAGUAAAGGUUCGCGCUAUCAGCGUUCGUUAAGCGACCGUCGUACCUCGUUCGAUCGUAUGUUUGCCGAACGUAAUAAAGAUUUUGUGCCAAUUGUGCAGCCUACUCGUCCAGUGCUCGCCUCGUCCAACAUCGAACGCGUACUAACAGAUACUGAGAAGAUGGUGUUGAUCGAACGUUUGGGGAAGGGCCGUCAGACAUAUCCAUUAAUGCAGUGCGGGACCCUAGACGCACACUCCGAAUCGUCAUAUCACUAUCAACAGCGUUCCAACAGAAUGGAUGUUUAUCAAAUUGACGAUGGUUUCCACUCCGACGGUGGGACUGAAACACCACCACCAUCACCCAGUUCCGGUUCGUCCAUAGCCUCGGCUUCGGAUCAUGGCUCACUGGAGAGUGUCGAUACUGGCGGCACACAACGUUUGGCUGUACUCUCAUUCGAACAGGUGCGCAAGUUGCACAAUGUCAUGGACGAAAAGGUUGCCAUACAUGGACGUGGUAAUUUUCCCACACUCGAAGUGCCCCUCAAAGACUUGGUUAAUAUGGUACGACGCAAGUUGGAGGCCGAUGUCAGUGUGGGCGGCGCCGGUGUGAUAGUCAAGGAUGUGCGCUUGAAUGGUGGCGCAGCUAGUCAUGUUUUAGCUUCCGAGGAUCAGCCAUACAAUGACUUGGAUUUGAUCUAUGCCAUUGAAUUGACUUCAACACGUCACUUUGAUCGUGUCAAAUCGGCCGUGCUCAAUACAUUGUUGGACCUCUUGCCCGAGGGUGUGUGCAAGCGCCGCAUAAUGCCGUGCGCCCUGAAGGAGGCUUAUGUCGGCAAGAUGGUGAAGGUGAACAAUAAUAAUGACGGUGAUCGUUGGUCAUUGAUUUCGUUGGGCAAUUCGCCUGGACAUAAGAAUGUCGAACUGAAAUUUGUCGAUACGAUGCGCCGCCAAUUCGAAUUCUCUGUUGACUCGUUCCAAAUUGUCUUAGACUCGUUACUACUUUUCUACGACUGUGCCGCUUUGCCCAUUUCGGAGAACUUCUACCCGACGGUGGUGGGUGAGUCUGUAUAUGGUGACUUCCAGGAAGCGCUCUAUCAUUUGCAAAAGAAACUGAUCUCAACACGACAGCCCGAGGAGAUACGUGGCGGUGGUUUGCUCAAAUAUUGCAAUCUGUUGGUGCGCAAUUAUAAGCCCGUCGAUCCGCAACAUAUCAAGACAUUGGAACGUUACAUGUGCUCACGGUUCUUCAUCGAUUUCCCCGACAUCAGUACGCAGACAAAGAAGUUGGAGGCGUACUUGUCCAAUCACUUCUGGGGUGUCGAUGAGGAGCCACUGCAAUAUCAGUACCUGAUGCAUUUACGCGAAGUGGUCGAGAUGUCAACGGUGUGCCUGAUGGGACACGAGCGGCGGCAGACCCUUCUGCUCAUACAGAAUUUGGCUACGAAUGUGCUCUACAAAGAGCAGAAGAAACAGCAGCAGGCGCAGGAGCAAUAUCAUCAACAUCAGCAGCACCAACACCAGCAACAGCAACAGCAGCACCUUCAUCACCAUCAGCAACAGCAACUACAGCAGCAACAACAGCCAGUCGAUGUGCAAAGCUCACAAACACAACAGCAACAACACCAGCAACAACAGCAACAGCAGUCACAUCAGCAACAAGUAACGCUCGUCACAACACAACAUCAACUCCAACAGCAGCAGCAGCAGCAACAACAACAACAACAGCAAUUGCAAGUGCCCCAAACACAGACGAUCUACUUGCAACCGGGUUCGGCUGUCGCCGCCUCGCCCCAAACGACAACAGCGACCAUUUGCUGUACGACAGCCACUGGUGAGCAGCAGCAACAACAAGUGCAAGUGCAACAAGCAGCCCAAGUGCAGGCGAUACAGACGCACGGCGCAGUGGCCCAGCCGACGACCACCAUUUUGGUCUACAACGGCGUCUACUAUGCACCUGUGAUUCCAGCUAUUUGCACAUGCAAUCAGACGUGGUUGAGUACGUGAUUGGCGAGUGAGCCGACA
Messenger RNA from Ceratitis capitata (Mediterranean fruit fly), 3980 nucleotides. RefSeq names its product putative nucleotidyltransferase FAM46C. The coding region runs from base 621 to 3962 and encodes 1113 amino acids. The transcript is spliced from 2 exons. Lineage: Eukaryota; Metazoa; Arthropoda; Insecta; Diptera; Tephritidae. Gene Ontology annotation, molecular function: poly(A) RNA polymerase activity; RNA binding. Gene Ontology annotation, biological process: mRNA stabilization. The record is from RefSeq and is a predicted model, not a curated record.